Molecule: messenger RNA, 3424 nt
Organism: Sardina pilchardus (European sardine)
Lineage: Eukaryota; Metazoa; Chordata; Actinopteri; Clupeiformes; Clupeidae
Product: toll-like receptor 13
Exons: 2
Coding region: 211-3069 (952 amino acids)
Biological process (GO): immune response; toll-like receptor signaling pathway; inflammatory response
Cellular component (GO): plasma membrane
Molecular function (GO): protein binding; transmembrane signaling receptor activity
Source: RefSeq, a predicted model, not a curated record
CAGAGUCUCAGACCCCAACCCAGCACAGAGGAGAAAGGUUAAUAACAAGGCAUCAAACAUUAUCCUACAGAGACCUGACAGACGCAAGUGACUGACAAAAUGUAUUGCUGCAUGGGCCUGGUUACUGGCACAGUCAAUAUGGUGCAACGGAUGGACGUCUUCUAAUGACCUGAGGUUUCAACUGAGCACAGAAGCUCUAAGAGAGUCAUCAUGCAUAUAAGUGUGGACACAUGGGUCACUACUCUUCUCUGUUGUACUCUCUACAUUGUGUCUUGUGUGAGUCGUGUAUCUGGAUUCACUUAUGGGGUCUGUGAGUUACAUGACCCAGAAGAGUGCGGAGGACGUACCAAAUUUGCUUGCUACAAAAGAAGUCUUGAGCACGUGCCACCAAAAUUCCCACGAAACGUAACUGAUUUAGACAUUUCUCACAAUAACAUAAAAGAAAUAAAGAGAGGGAACUUCCAACAUCUUGCAAAUUUGAAAACCUUAAACAUUUCCUACAACUCAAUCUCUUAUGUUGAGAAAGGAGCUUUCAGAGACUUGAUUUCCUUAACAGAAUUGCGCCUGAACAGUAACCGUUUGACCAGAAUCACAAAAGAAUUCUUCCAAGGCCUGACCAAUCUAAAAGUGCUCCUCCUUGGCAAGAACAACAUUUCGACCAUCGAAAAUUCAUCAUUUUCUGUCUUCCACCACUUAAAGUGUGUGAAACUUUCUGACAAUAAGCUAACAGAUGUGAAACUAUUGCAACCCAUUUUCAGAAUACAAACACUGAAUGAAAUACAUAUAGCCUCCAAUAACGUCUCAAUUUUUCAGUCAAUUCAUGUUUCAAAUUCAUCCCUCGGACUUCAAAUACUGAAUUUAGCUGACAAUCCUCUAAACAUGUUCAGGAUUAGUGCAGAUAUUUUCCCCUAUCUCCAGGCAAUCAACCUGUCCAAUUGUUUUUCAAAUACAAGUUUAGAAUGGGACGUGCUGAAUACAAGUCUCUUUAGGAAUGUUAAGAGACUUGAUAUGUCUGGUGCUAGUGUCUCAUUAGAGCAAUUCAACACGAUACUGCAAACAUUUAAUAAUUCACUAGUUGAGUUAACAUUGAGCACUGUACCUCUUGCAAAAUCCCUUAUACAUUAUGCUUGUCAUAUUCCAACACUUACAAAGCUUACUUUGAGAUAUAACAACAUCAGUAGCUUAAAAAACACAGGGCUGGAGAGAUGCUGUCAAGUUAGGACACUGGAUCUGAGCCAUAAUAGACUUGCUGAUCUGGAAGAUGUCUUUGCAUCACUGACCAAACUUAAUAUUUUACAACUGGGUUAUAAUCAAUUUUCAUACAUUCCAAGUAUGAUACAAAAUCUAUCCAUGUUGGAAAACUUAGAUUUUGUAUUCAAUCACAUUGAAACAUUAGAUUGUUCCACCUUUAAACAUUUUAACAAUCUCAAAACUCUCCGCUUGUUUAAAAAUAAAAUUGAAGUUGUAAAAGACUGUGUUUUCCAAGAGCUGAUAAAUCUAAAACAACUGUACUUAGGAUCAAACUAUAUCAAUUUUUUAGAUGGAGCUUUCAAAAAUGGCCCUGCUACAUUGGAAUAUCUAGAACUAAAUGCAAACUCAUUGGCUUCUCUUAACACUGAUGACUUCAGAGGUUUAAAAUCACUCAGAACUCUGAUGUUAUAUGAUAAUAAAAUAGAUUCAAUUGAUGACGGGACUUUUGAUUCCUUAAUUAGCUUGAACACACUGGACUUGAAGCUGAACAAGAUAGGUGAUGACACACUCAGACCAACUGUAUUUUCAGGACUUUCAAAACUAUCAAAUCUGAAUUUACAGAAUAAUCACAUAUUAAAAGCUGAACAUUUUCAUAAGCCUCCUUUCUAUAAUUUAAAAUCUCUUCAAGUGCUUUUAGUUUUAUCUCCGCGUUAUCACAACAAUCAGUCUUUUGUGCCCUCUAAUUUUCUACAAAAUUUGAGAAAUUUGCGUGGCUUUUGGGCCCAGAAUGCUGGACUUAAAGAUUUGCAUGACGAUGUGUUCAAAGAUAACACCCAGAUCACACAACUAGGGCUAAAUGGAAAUUACCUCACAACUCUCUCUCCUAAUGUAUUCCUGCCCUUGCAAAAACUCUAUAAGCUUUAUUUAAAAGAAAAUCGUCUAAAAACCUUAGAUUUUCUUCUGAAAGCAAACUUACAUCACCUUAACUAUUUGCAGGUCAGCGAUAACCAAAUUUCAUCAAUCAAUGACACAAUUAUCACGUCCCUUCCUGGGUUAAGCCUACUUGAUAUGCAAGGAAACACCUUCACCUGUGACUGUAGCAAUGCAUGGCUCAUCAAAUGGGUGGAGGAAGGUAACAUCACACAAGUACUGGCUGCUAAUACAUACGAAUGCAACAGUCCUCCCAAUUUCAAACAAACAAAACUUUUACAUUUAGAUGUGCAUUCUUGUUCAGUAAACAUUGAGUUUUAUUGUUAUAUAUCCAGCAUUUCUCUUGUACUCCUGACCAUGAUCAUCUCUCUCAUGUAUAACUUCCUACGCUGGCAAAUAGUUUAUGGCUAUUACCUCUUCUUGGCAUUUCUCUAUGACAAUAAGAAGAACAAGCCAUUAGGUUUCCAGUAUGAUGCUUUUGUUUCCUACAACAAACAUGAUGAACUUUGGGUCACCAGUAAGUUGCUCCCCAAACUAGAGGGAGAACAGGGAUGGAGAUUAUGUCUGCACCACCGGGACUUCCAACCAGGGAAACCCAUCGUGGACAACAUCGUGGACGGCAUCUACAGCAGCCGCAAGACUAUCUGCAUCCUCAGCCAGCACUACCUGGAGAGUGAGUGGUGUUCCAGGGAAGUGCAGGUGGCCAGCUUCCGUCUGUUCGAUGAGAAAAAGGACGUUCUGAUCCUGGUGUUCCUGGAGGACAUUCCAGUCUACCGGCUGUCCCCGUACUACAGGAUGAGGGGCCUGGUGAAGAAACACACGUACCUCAGCUGGCCCAAAGUGGGACAGGACACUCGGAUCUUCUGGGAGAAACUAAGAGUUGCCCUUGGUGCCAGAAGGGGUUCUGAGGAGGAGAAUCUCCUCGGUGAUGUGCAGAAUGUCCUUUGAUCCUUAGCCAGUUAUGCUUUCAAACAUUCUGUCAAGAGAUUAUGCUAUAUGCAUUGAUGUAAAUGAUAAAAUCAUUGUUACAUCUUAACUAUUAUAAUUCAACACAACAGUUCUGGGUCAUUUCAACAUUUCAACAGCUUUUAAAAGUAAGAGCUUUUAGUUCAAAUACAUUCAUCAGCUAUUACAUGCUUCUUUGCUCAACGGGCUUGUUUAUGUUAUUUAUGUUAUCAUUUUACUGCUGUUCGACUCUUUUACUAAAUGAAUGCUGAUAUUGUUGAGUAAUUAACUUAAUGUAAAAAAUCAACAACUAACCAGCUCAAGAAAAUGUAAGUAUUAUUGCAUUCAAAUUUUAUAU